Messenger RNA from Talaromyces amestolkiae, 2220 nucleotides. RefSeq lists its product as uncharacterized. Gene Ontology annotation, molecular function: lanosterol synthase activity. NCBI's taxonomy places the organism in Eukaryota, Fungi, Ascomycota, Eurotiomycetes, Eurotiales, Trichocomaceae. The transcript has 4 exons. Gene Ontology annotation, biological process: ergosterol biosynthetic process; triterpenoid biosynthetic process. The record is from RefSeq and is a predicted model, not a curated record. Gene Ontology annotation, cellular component: lipid droplet. The coding region runs from base 1 to 2220 and encodes 739 amino acids.
AUGGCGAAAGAAAGCAAAAUCCAGCCCAUUGCCAAUUGGCGAACAAAAGCCAAUGGCCACCUAACGAAGGACGCCAAGGGAGACGACAAAACCGACUAUGCAAGGUGGAGAUUGCACGAUAAUGACGGCCGCUUAACGUGGCGCUAUCUGGAAACUGAUGAAGAAAACGAGAAAUGGCCUCAGACUUUUUACGACAAGUACAACCUGGGACUUCCAACGGGUGCCCCGGAGCUGCCAAAGGCGACGACUCCUCUAGAAUCAGCUGCCAAUGGCCUGGAAUUUUUCUCCAAGUUACAGAUGCCAACUGGACAUUGGGCAUGUGAAUAUGGCGGUCCUAUGUUUCUUUUACCAGGUUUUGUGAUCACCUGGUAUGUUACCAACACGCCCAUACCUCCCGAGUAUGCGGUGGAAAUCAAGCGAUACCUCUUUGCGCGACAAAAUCCGGUUGAUGGCGGUUGGGGACUUCAUAUCGAAGGCCACAGCUCGGCUUUUGGCACAGUAAUGACCUAUGUGAUUCUCCGUAUUUUAGGAGCAAGUGAAGAAGAUCCUCGGAUGAUCAAAGCACGAGGACUUGUUCAUAAGCUUGGGGGUGCAGUUUACACACCGCAUUGGGCAAAAUUUUGGCUUUCGACUUUGGGUGUCAUGGAUUGGAGUUGCGUUAAUCCAGUCCCACCGGAGCUUUGGCUACUUCCUGACUGGGUACCAAUCGCUCCUUGGAGAUGGUGGAUUCAUAUGCGAAUGGUUUUUUUACCAAUGUCCUUUCUGUGGUCAAGAAAAUGGGUUUUCCCGCAGAACGAAUUGACGCGCCAGCUAAGAAAUGAGAUCUACACACAACCCUAUGAAAGUAUAAACUUUGCUUCGCACCGCAAUUCUAUUGCUAAAGAGGACAACUACUAUCCAAAGACAAUGUUCCUCAAUGUGAUCAACAGUUUUCUCGUCAAUUUGUGGACGCCCGUGCUUCGAUUUUCGGCGCUAGUCAAGAAAGCCGAGGACUGGGUAUGGGAAUUGAUUCAAAUGGAGGAUAGGAACACAGAUUAUGCAGGACUUGCGCCCGUCAGCAAUCCUCUAAAUUUCGUUUGUUGCUACAUUCAUGACGGCGAGGGAAGUGAAUCGGUUAGAAAACACCGCGAGACGCUGCACGAAUAUUUGUGGAUGAAGAAUGAGGGUAUGCUUUGCAAUGGCACUAAUGGUGCUCAAGUCUGGGACACGGCAUUUAUCACACAGGCUGUCUCUGUGGCUGGUUUUGCCGAAGAUCCUAAAUGGCGGCCAAUGCUGACCAAAGCUCUCGAAUUUCUGGAUAACCAUCAACUUCGAGAGAACGUCCCCGACCAAGACAAGUGUUAUCGCCAACACAGAAAAGGAGCUUGGCCUUUCAGCAACAAGACUCAAGGUUAUACGGUCAGCGACUGCACUGCAGAGGGCUUACGAUCAGUUUUGCAACUCCAAGAGAUGUACGGAUAUCCUAAACUUGUCUCUGCGGACCGCCUAAAGGACUCGGUCGAUUGUCUCCUUUUGAUGCAGAACGAGACCGGGGGCUUUAGUGAGUACGAGAGCAGACGGGGCUCCCCUCAUUUGGAGUUGCUCAAUGCAGCAGAGGUGUUUGGCGGAAUUAUGAUUAGUUACGACCACGUUGAAUGCACAACUGCAUCCAUUACCGCCUUAUCACUUUUCAGCAGAUUCUACCCAGAUUAUCGAGUUGACGAAAUCAAAGUUGCAAAGCACAAGGCAGUCGAGUAUAUCAAGCGCACCCAAAAGCCAGACGGAAGCUGGUAUGGUAAUUGGGGUAUCUGCUAUACUUAUGCCGCCUUGUUUGCACUAGAAAGUCUUUCUAGUAUUGGAGAAACUUAUAAUAAGAGCGAGUAUUCUCGCCGGGGUUGCGAAUUCUUACUGAGUAAACAAAAAGAAGACGGCGGUUGGGGAGAGUCGUAUCUUAGCAGCGAAUUGCACGUUUACACCCAGCACGAGAUGUCGCAGGUUGUCCAGACAGCUUGGGUUUGCCUGGCUUUGAUGGAAGCUGAAUACCCUGAUCCAGAACCUAUUCGCAGAGGAAUCAAGCUCUUAAUGUCCCGACAACAGGCUAAUGGCGAGUGGCUCCAGGAGGCAAUCGAAGGUGUUUUCAACAUGUCUUGUAUGAUCUCAUAUCCCAACUACAAGUUUUACUGGCCCAUCCGAGCAUUGGGUCUGUUUUCUCAAAAGUUUGGCAAUGAGGCUCUGUCUUAG